AUGCCACGCGAUCCUCUCAUCGGACUGGUGGGCAAGGUCAGUCCUCCAGAGUCGAUAUGCAUGCCCGGAGCCGACCCCGCUGACAAGAUGAGGGGCCCAGCCAUCAAGUGGAAAGUCAACCACCCUGAACAGUUUGACCGAUGCGACAUCAAAAGUUGCUUCACGACAAUUGACCCUCAGCGAGCCAUUGGGUACCUCCAGAUCGAAUGCGCGUGUCAGCGCCACAAUGUUUCUGAUCGAUGCCAACCCAACUACGGCGGUUGUCAUGAAGGACGGCGCUCAGUUCCCAUCGAGCUGCUAGACGUGGCAGGACUGGUCCCGGGCGCUCAUCAGGGGCGAGGCCUCGGUAACAAAUUCUUGGACGACCUGCGUCACGCCGAUGCUCUCAUUCACGUGGUGGAUGUCAGCGGUACAACUGACGCCGAGGGGAAAGCGACCCGAGGCUACGACCCCUCCGUGGAUAUCGAGUGGUUGCAUUCGGAAAUUGUACGAUGGGUGUUAGGGAACUUGAUGGAAAAAUGGGGAUCGAUUAAACGUCGACACGUUGCGACCAAGGCAAAUCCGGUGGACACUCUCCAAGGGCAAUUCUCCGGAUAUGGAAGUACUUCCUCCAUCGUGGCACGGUGUCUCGAUCGUCUGGCUCUGAAGGAGCCCCUGGAGGCGUGGUCAGACGAGACGAUUGAGACGGUCGUCAAGGCCUUUAUUGAUGAGAAGUUCCCCAUGGUCUAUGCUUUGAACAAGAUCGACCAUCCCGACGCAGACAAGAACAUAAGCAAAAUCGCCAAAAUGCAGGAUCCUCAGGCUAUUGUCCUUUGCUCGGCCAUUUCAGAAGUCUUUCUCCGCCGGCUCGCCAAGCAAGGUUACAUCAAAUACGUCGAGGGCAGUGAAUUCGUGGAUACCAGGGAAGACUUGAUUGAGAUGGGUGACCCAGACGGGGGCGGCCUGAAAGAAAUGGAUGAAAAGCUGAAAUCUCGUGUGGAGAACCUCAAGGACAUGGUCUUGUACCGGUUUGGAUCCACAGGGGUUGUUCAGUGCCUAUCACGAGCUGCUGAGCGUCUUGGAUUGGUUCCUGUCUUUCCUGUGCGGAAUAUCCAAACCUUCAACUCCGGGUCGGGAAGCGCAGUGUUCCGGGAUUGUGUCCUGGUCAACAAAAAUAGCACCGUUGGUGACGUUGCCCGGAAGGUGAUGGGUGAUGUUCCUAUUUCAUACAUCGAGGGUGUGGGAGGGACGCGCGUGUCAGAAGAAGAUAUUGUAGCGGUUGGAAAACAUGAUAUUCUGUCGUUCAAAGUGGGACGAUAA
Molecule: messenger RNA, 1299 nt
Organism: Penicillium oxalicum
Lineage: Eukaryota; Fungi; Ascomycota; Eurotiomycetes; Eurotiales; Aspergillaceae
Product: Ygr210 GTPase family protein
Exons: 7
Coding region: 1-1299 (432 amino acids)
Cellular component (GO): cytoplasm
Molecular function (GO): GTP binding; ATP hydrolysis activity
Source: RefSeq, a predicted model, not a curated record